Molecule: messenger RNA, 716 nt
Organism: Camelina sativa (false flax)
Lineage: Eukaryota; Viridiplantae; Streptophyta; Magnoliopsida; Brassicales; Brassicaceae
Source: RefSeq, a predicted model, not a curated record
AUUACCAUUUCCAAAGACUUGUUGCGAUAUUGUUGCCCCUUAAUCUGUUGUUCCUUUGAAUUAUUUUGCAGUAUCAAUGCCAUUGACCCUAAGACCAAGAAGAUUCUCCAGCUUUUGCGUUUGAGACAGAUCUUCAAUGGCGUUUUCCUUAAAGUCAACAAGGCCACUAUGAACAUGCUUCGUCGUGUUGAGCCCUAUGUGACUUACGGGUUCCCUAACUUGAAGAGUGUCAAGGAAUUGAUCUACAAGAGAGGUUAUGGAAAGCUAAACCACCAGAGGAUAGCUUUGACUGACAACUCUAUCGUUGAGCAGGCUUUGGGAAAGCACGGGAUCAUCUGCACUGAGGAUUUGAUCCACGAGAUUCUAACAGUUGGACCUCAUUUCAAGGAAGCCAACAACUUCCUGUGGCCAUUCCAGCUCAAGGCACCACUCGGUGGCCUCAAGAAGAAGAGAAAUCACUACGUGGAAGGUGGUGAUGCCGGAAACCGUGAGAACUUCAUCAAUGAGCUUAUCAGGAGGAUGAAUUAGGAUGUUUUCUUUAUCAAUGUCAAACUUACCUGUGUUUUCAUUAUAUGCCUCCUCCUUGAUUUUGAUCUCCUUUCUCAAGUUAAAACGACAUUUUGAAUCUUCUCUUUUAUUGUCUAUGGACCUUAGUAUGGGUUGUGGACUACCCCACUUUCUUCAAUGGCUUUUUUAUGAUACAGUCCACUUCUUGA